This is a messenger RNA of Ilex paraguariensis (yerba mate), 715 nucleotides long. NCBI's taxonomy places the organism in Eukaryota, Viridiplantae, Streptophyta, Magnoliopsida, Aquifoliales, Aquifoliaceae. The record is from the annotation of a GenBank genome assembly.
AUGGAGUCGAUGAUCGAACUCUGCGAUCUGAUCGCACAAAAUCCUUCGCAAUUUGCUGAUAAAUUGGCUUGGAUUUGGGGACGAUGUCCACCAAUUGACUCUUCGUUUGUAAGCGAUUCAAUUGCUUCGUACGAUUUCUUGAGUUACAUGAAUAAAGCCAGUGAGUUGUCCUCGGAUUUUGCCAUUGGCCGUUGCGGAAAUUUUCCUCCAAUUCUUCCUUCCGAUGCAAACAAAUUAGUGUCCAUUGUUCUAGAUGGAUUUGAAAUUUCGGUUCCUAGUUCAUCGAGUCGUUUGGAAACGAUUCAAUCUUUUGAUUUCCUGAGUUAUGUGAAUGAAGCCAGUGAGUUGUCCUCGGAUUUUGCCAUGGCCGUUGCGGAGUCUACGGGAGAGAUUGUGAUGUCGGCGAUUAACAAUGCCGCUGGAGAUUUGGGGGUUUUUCUGUCGCAGAAGUUUCAUCCAAUUCUUCUUUCUAAUGCAAACAGAUUAGUGUCCACUCUUCUAGAUCGAUUUGAAAUUUCGGUUCCUAGUUCACCGAGGGAGCUAGUAUUGAUAACACCUGAAGCGUCAUCGCCUCAGUGUUCGCCACUCAGCCCCCAAAUCUCCUCGUUUCCUGGAUUUUGCCAUUGGCCGUUGCGGAGUAUACGGGAGAGAUUGUGAUGUCGGCGGUUAACAAUGUCAGUGGAGAUUUGGGGGUUUCAAGGUUUUCUUGAAUGCU